ACAAUUUCAUUCUACUUUGAGCAUGUAAUUCUAUUAUAAAUAUUCUGUUUUGUUUGUUAAUAAUAGAAUGUUACUUCAUUGUUUGAUAUUCGCGCCCUGUCUUGAUGCGUGCACAAAAUUUUAUCUAAAAGAUGGCAACGGUCUGUCAACAGAAGCGCAAUUCUGUCCGUGUCAAUAUCUAUAGUUCAUUGAAUUUUAAAGAGAACGUAAAUUGUAAGAAAUGUUAUGAAAGUUAUGAAACUCAGCAAAUAAUGCUAAGUGAUUGGGAGUAUUUACUGCGCUGUAGAAAAGUGUAAUAUAUAGAAAAUUUGCGAUUUCACACGUCUUAAAAGGAGUGUGACGUUUACCAAAAUGGCACUACAAGAAGAUGAAAACACCUGGGUAUUGGAGCUGGAAGCAGCUCUUCUUGAUACCGAAGCACCAUCAGCAUCUGACAUAUAUGCAAUUUGCAAAGGACAAGCAGUUCCUACAAAUUUAAGGCCAGACGUAUGGCAGGCUUGCUUAGAUGUUAUUGAUCGGGGUAAUCAAUUAAAUCACUUCAAUGAAGUUUUUGAUUUACCUGAACAAAAUAUUAUUCGUGAUGAUUGUCAGCAAUUAGUUGCUAAGCUAGGAAAUGAUGAUGAAGACAAAGUUUCUGUUGUUUCUGAUUUAGAGUCUAUUUUAACAUUUUACUGUAAAAGUAAAAGGAAGCAAUAUGAAAGAGGAAAUGGAUGGAUAGAAUUAUUGGGUCCAUUGAUAGCUUUAAAACUUCCACGUAGUCCAACAUAUAAUUUGUUUGAAGCUAUAAUAGACAUUUAUAUUCCUAGAGGUGAAACAUAUAGUUCUGUAUUAAGAUUGUUACUACUUUAUCAUGAACCAGAAUUAUGUUCUUUUUUGGAUACAAAAAGAGUAUCUCCUGAUCAGUAUACAAAAGGAUGGGUGACUACUUUAUUUGCUGGUGUGUGUUCUUUGCCAGCUGUUUGUACAAUGUGGGAUCUAUACUUUAUGCAAGCUGAUCCAUUUUUUAUGUUGUUUCUUUCACUCAUUAUGGUAAUAAAUGCCAGGGAGCAAAUUUUAAGUAUGAAAGAUAAUGACAAGCAAAGUAUAAUUGAUGCAAUUGCUGCUUUACCUUGCGCUUUGGAAGCAGAAGAUGUAACAGAUUUUUGUUCGUUAGCACAGUAUUAUGCAAUGAAGACACCGUCGUCUUUCAAACACGAUUUAUAUCCUGUUAUGUUCGGUGAAAGUUUCGAUGAGAAGUAUAUAUCGCAUGCACUUUGCUUACCAGUAUCUGCCCAAGAAUUAGUUGAAAAUUCUAUCGAAAGUCCGUCCGUACCUAAUACCUCGGUUGAGUCUGUUAGAUUUUUUUUAGUGGAUUGUAGGCCUGCAGAGCAAUAUAAUGCAGGACAUCUGCCAACCGCGUUUCAUUUAGAUUGCAAUUUGAUGCUCCAAGAACCCGCUGCUUUUGCCACGGCAGUGCAAGGAUUGUUGCAGGCUCAACGACAAGCACUUGCUGUUGGAUCACAAGCCGGCGGAGAACAUCUUUGUUUCUUAGGAAGCGGUAGACAAGAGGAAGAUCGUUAUACGCAUAUGGUAGUUGCGUCCUUUUUACAAAAGCAUACGCAGUAUGUUAGUAUGGUUACAUCGGGAUAUCAAGCUAUACACGAAUAUUUUGGCGAUGAAGUUGUUUCUAGUCUUAUUGAUCAUAAUUCGCAACAUUGUUUAGUGUGCAAUGCUAAUAUAUCCGAGACAAAUUCAAACGAAACAAGCCCUGUCAAGGUUAAGAAUAAUAAUUCUGAUUUUCUUGGGAAGAUCAAGAAAGUAAAAGGAAAGUUAUUUGAUUAUAUUGUUAAUCCAUCGGCAAGUGUCCAUAGUAACAUGGAGAAUAGAAAUAGCAAAGAUUUAGAGUAUAGUAAACGACAAAGAAAAACAGGUCCAGUAUUUAGUAUAGACGAUGAUCAAGAAUUGGAUAUGACAAUGACGAAUAAUGAAAGUGAGGAACCGAUUGAAGUAGUAUCGAUUCAACAAUGGAUGAAGGAUCCAAAAUUGUUACAUUCCUUUAAAUGUGAAGAAGUGAAAGUUAAUGGAGAUCUCUGUGAUAGUAUACUUUUAGUUACUGACACUCAUCUUAUAGUACUUCGAGAAAUACAAGAACGGAAGGGUGCAGCGCACGUAAUUGUUAAACGUCCGUUAACGAGUAUUGUUAAAAUAACAUCUAGAAAAAAAUAUUCAGAUUUGAUUACAUUUAAAUAUGGUACCACACAGUAUAAUGACACAGUUAUUUCAGAUAUGGAUAAGUUUCUUAUUCCUAAUGCUAGCGAGGCUACUAAAUUGAUUACACAACAAAUUUUGAAGCAAUUAAAAACGUCGAAUUAAUGGUGGAAUUUAAUAGAAUUGUGUACGAUGGUACAUGCGAUAUAAAGUCCAAUUUAUUUUAGAUGAUUUUUAUCAAAUAAAUUUCAGGAUUGACAUUUUUUUUUAGUGUCCUUAACUAAAUGGUACCACAAAUGCAAUAUAUAAUAUUAGCAUAUCUAAAAGAACAUAGUCUAAAAGUUAAUAGCAAUUCGUACAAUUUCAUCACGUAUCAUCAGCAGCAACAAUACGGCCAACAUAAUUUGUAUUUCGAUUCUAAGAUUUUUGUGAUUUCGUUAAUUCAUUAUUUUCAUAAAUUAUAUUUAUAUUUAUUCUAUUUCACUUUGCACUUUUAAUGUUUUUAAAGGUGUUUAACUUCCACGAAAAAGCAUUUUUUGCAUUUCUUUUUUGUAGUAAUAUUGACAGUGAACAAUCGCUAAUUUUGUUUUUAUUUUACAUAUGGCUAAAUGGUGGCCUUACUAUAAAAAUGAAUAGGAGAGGUAAUGGACUCUGAAAAUUAUUCAGUAAUAUGAAUAUGACGGAAUGUAAUGUGCCAUGGACUAAAAUAUCAUUUUUUCUUUUUAUGUAAAUAUUUUCAGUAGAAAUGUAUCAAUAUUUAUGAAGAUCAAUUAUUCAUUCUUGAACAGGACACUAAAAACUUUUAAUCACAAAUUUUAAUAUAUUAUUAUAUUAUAUUUGUAUAUGUUGUAAUGAACUGAUAAUUGGUCCUAAUGUAAUGCAGUUUGAGAGAUAUUACCAGAUGGUUAUAAUAUUUGCAUUUUAUAGUGUAUGAUCUUGCACUAAAUGUUUACAAAAUAUUUACAAAGGUACAAAAUACAUUAAAAA
Molecule: messenger RNA, 3174 nt
Organism: Osmia lignaria (orchard mason bee)
Lineage: Eukaryota; Metazoa; Arthropoda; Insecta; Hymenoptera; Megachilidae
Gene: TBC1D23
Product: TBC1 domain family member 23
Biological process (GO): retrograde transport, endosome to Golgi
Cellular component (GO): trans-Golgi network
Source: RefSeq, a predicted model, not a curated record